AUGCCGGCGUUCAUAGCGACACUGUGCCUUUUCCUCAGCACUCGCUCCAUCGCAGAAUGUAGCUCCGCCACAGAGCCCAGUGAGUUCAGCUCCGCCACAGAGCCCAGUGAGUACAGCUCUGCCACAGAGCUCAGUGAGUACAGCUCUGCCACAGAACCCAGUGAGUUCAGCUCCGCCACAGAACGCAGCUCUGCCACAGAGCCCAGUGAGUACAGCUCCGCCACAGAGCCCAGUGAGUACAGCUCCGCCAGAGAGCUCAGUGACUACAAUUCCGCCACAGAGUCCAGUGAGUACAGCUCUGCCACAGAACCCAGUGAGUUCAGCUCCGCCACAGAACGCAGCUCUGCCACAGAGCCCAGUGAGUUCAGCUCUGCCACAGAGCCCAGUGAGUACAGCUCCGCCAGAGAGCUCAGUGAGUACAAUUCCGCCACAGAGUCCAGUGAGUCCAGCUCUGCCACAGAGCCCAGUGAGUUCAGCUCCGCCACAGAGCCCAGUGAGUUCAACUCCGCCACAGAACGCAGCUCCGCCACAGAGCCCACUGAAUAUAGCUCCACCACAGAGCCCAGUGAGUACAGCUCUGCCACAGAGCCCAGUGAGUUCAGCUCCGCCACAGAGCCCAGUGAGUUCAGCUCCGCCACAGAGCCCAGUGAGUACAGCUCCGCCACAGAGCCCAGUGAGUUCAGCUCUGCCACAGAGCUCAGUGAGUACAACUCCGCCACAGAGCCCAGUGAGUCCAGCUCUGCCACAGAGCCCAGUGAGUACAGCUCUGCCACAGAGCCCACUGAGUAUAGCUCCGCCACAGAGCGCAGCUCCACCACAGAGCCCAGUGAGUUCAGCUCCACCACAGAGCCCAGGGAGUACAGCUCCACCACAGAGCUCAGUGAGUACAGCUCCAUCACAGCGCCCAGUGAGUUCAGCUCCGCCAGAGAGCCCACUGAGUACCCAGUGAGUUCAGCUCCGCCAGAGAGCCCACUGAGUAUAGCUCCGCCACAGAGCGCAGCUCCGCCACAGAGCCCAGUGAGUUCAGCUCCGCCAGAGAGCCCACUGAGUAUAGCUCCGCCGCAGAGCGCAGCUCCGCCAGAGAGCCCAGCGAGCUCUGCACGCUUUCAGGAAAGCCGCUGCCACAGAAGCUGA
Molecule: messenger RNA, 1134 nt
Organism: Chiloscyllium plagiosum (whitespotted bambooshark)
Lineage: Eukaryota; Metazoa; Chordata; Chondrichthyes; Orectolobiformes; Hemiscylliidae
Source: RefSeq, a predicted model, not a curated record